ACUAAGAAAUGCGCAACAGAUAUACCUGUUGCUGGCUGUGUGUUAUGAUCACAGAGUGCAAAUUAUUAUAAUGUGAUUUAUAUUUUGUACGUUGUGGUAUAUACGGACUUCAACGCUCCUGGCGAGGUCCCUAUCGGGGCUGUCUUAUAGUUCUCUGUGCAGGAAACUCUCACUCAGAUCUGGUCACACUGAGCCGAGGCUCACUUGACAGCAGCUGUGAACCUUAGACAUAGACACCUGUAAACAUGGGGAUGCAAGCUCAAACUCUUGUUUCUGCAAAAUGGCUUGCAAACAUGGUCAACCGAAACCUUGUUGGACCUGGUCUGCGGAUCCUGGACACGUCCUGGUACCUGCCCACGAUGAACCGAGACGCCAAGAAGGAGUUUGCAGAAACUCACAUCCCAGGAGCGUCUUGUUUCGACAUUGACGAGUGCUCAGACAAAACCUCAAAGUACGAUCAUACGCUCCCAAGUGAGCAGUUUUUUGCAGACUAUGUAGGGAAUUUGGGCAUUGGAAAUGGCAGCCAUGUGGUUGUUUACGACGCCAGUGACUUCGGGGCGUUUUCCUGCACCAGGGUUUGGUGGAUGUUCCGCUUGUUUGGACACCCUCAAGUGUCGGUGCUCAACGGGGGUUUUAGGGACUGGGUCAAGCGAGGAUAUCCGACAACAGGCACGUACACCCGGCCUGAAGGGGCGCGCUUCACCGCCACCAUGAACCGCUCCUGGGUGAAGUCAUUUGAGGACAUGACAGAGAACAUUAACACACAACAGUUCCAGGUGGUGGAUGUGAGGCCCCGGGAGAGGUUCCUUGGCUUGGAACCAGAACCAAGAGAGGGUGUCAAAUCGGGUCACAUCCCCGGCUCUAAAUGCAUGCCUUUCUGGGAGUUCCUUGAUAAAGACGGCAUGAUGCUCCCCCCGAAGAAGCUGAGGAAGUUCUUUGAGAAGUCACAGAUCGACCUGAACAAGCCUCUCAUUGGAACCUGUGGCUCCGGAGUGACGGCCUGUCACAUGGUGCUGGCUGCUCACCUGUGUGGGGCCCCGGGGGCCUCUGUGUACGACGGAUCCUGGGAUGAGUGGUUCACCAAAGCUCCACCUGAGCAUGUCGCCACCGUGGUCAAACCAGAGAUUUAAUUUACCUAUCAGCAUUUAAAAAAAAUAAUUCACACUGGCAUACUGAUACAUUCUAAUUGUGAUCACAAUUAUAUAAGCUUCCAGAAAUAAACUUAAGUAUAUGCUGUGCGUGCUUGUUACAGAAUCUGAAUGUGGAUUCAAAGAGGUCCGAUUAUAAUUUAUUGUGGCUUUCCCUUUUCUGUAGUGUGUGCUAUAGGUUUUGUGCAUGUAAAUGGUCGGCAAAGGCCAAAAUCCCAAAGUUCCCUCUAAAGGGAGUUUCUCUCCCACAAACUCUAACUGUGUUUUUAAACAUGUUAAAAAGAACUACUACCGUCCUUCUACAGUCCUUAUUUACUGAAAACAAAUCUGAUGCUGCUAUUUUCAAUUUAGCUCAUUUCAGCACAUUUUGAGCUUUUUCUACUCCUGCACUUGCCCCAUGUGGGUUCUUGUGGAAAUGUAUCCACAUGGCACAGCCUGCUGGUACUAUGAGGUAAUGCACUUAAAAGAAUGUGCCCUUGAACACUUUGAUAGGUCCAGUUUGUAUGUCAAAGCCUUUUACCUAACAGUUAUAAACUGUCCUAGAUGAAGCAUUUUAGAAGGUAAAACAAAUUAGUCUUGAUAUGUGAUUUGAAAUAAACCUAUUUUUUUAUGUUGACAAUUUCUUAUUAAUAAAUGCAAGUUUAAGAA
Molecule: messenger RNA, 1796 nt
Organism: Eleginops maclovinus (Patagonian blennie)
Lineage: Eukaryota; Metazoa; Chordata; Actinopteri; Perciformes; Eleginopidae
Product: thiosulfate sulfurtransferase-like
Exons: 2
Coding region: 246-1130 (294 amino acids)
Cellular component (GO): mitochondrion
Molecular function (GO): thiosulfate-cyanide sulfurtransferase activity
Source: RefSeq, a predicted model, not a curated record